GAUGACAUCUUCGUUAUCGAUUUUCAAGGAUUUUUUUUCUAUUGCAACUUUUUACUUCAUUCCACUGACAACACUUGCUCUCGGCGUCCUGUCAAAAAUCUCGCUUAAAAGUGCUUUCGUUAUCUGUUAUUCCCAAUUUUCAAGAAAACACCGGGAUCCUCCCUUCGUUAAUAGUUAUUAUCAGUUCUAAAGGAGUUUCUAGAUACACGCGAUUUGAAGUCAUGAAGUUCAAGUUCUGUUCUGACGGCGACGUCCCGCUGUGGGCGCUGGCGGGCCUGAAUGGGCUCUCAACGCUGCCUGCCACCGUCUUCCGUGAGCUGGUGCAGCACGUCAUGGAUGAGCGCUGCAAUGACAAUCACAUCAGUGUGAUCCUGAAAGAUACAGACUUGACGACACGUGACGAGAAGGCCCGCGCCGCUGUCGUGAUCCGCUGGGUGUUGGACCAGUCCCUCUCCUGCGCCGUCACCGGGCAGCACCUGAUGCGAGACCUCCUAGUGCUAGGCGUCCCCCGCACCCACGCCAGCGCUCUCUCCGACGCCGUAGACCAAUUCAAGAUCGAGCCUGCCCGACAGGAACCCCCAGGGUUUGUCUUGGAUAAGGUGAUAGACAUACACGUUAAAAAAGGACCGUCGGGCACCGUAGACACCGAGUCCGUGUCGCUGGAGACACAGAACCCGCUCACCGCAGAGCGCCGGCGACUCCAACUGCUGUUCGAGAAAUCCAAGGCUCUCACCCUGCUAGAAGAUCUCAAGAUGGCCUACAUGAUUAUUCAGGCAAUGGAGGAAGUUGAAUCCGAGAAAAUUGCCCAAGCUAAUAGGCGCCCUCGUUAAGGAGCCCCGAGCAGCAUAGACCGCAGGGCUCCGAAUACUCAAAACGCUGUUCAAAAAGUCCAGGUUCACAACCCUGCUGAUGGAUCUCAAGCCGAAAUAUUUAUUCAGGAAAUUAAAUAACGUGUAGUAAAGUAGUUGUGUUUAAACAAAUUUUAAGGUACAUUCCAACUACAUAAGCUUUUGCCAUACUUAUUUAUUUUAUUUUUUAUAAUUUUAGAUACUUUUGAAUCGCAGUAAGAGUACUUUUAGACCCCGACGCAAAAGUUACGCGGGCUUUUUUGUUUUACGUUUUUGUGUGUGUGUGUGUUUUUGCGUGUACCCGCGCCAUUGUAGCUUUCGUAGUGAUGAUUCGAUAUCGAUUUUGUUACUAGGUACCUAUAUACAAACUACGGUAAAUUUCAAAUACAAAAAACAUAUUGGCGGGGGGUUUCAUAAUUUUUAAUCUUUACUUAUUUAUUAUUGUAGUUAUUAUUCUAUUCCAGUUCUCAAUUGUAUCGUUCGCAGUAGUAUCACAUUUAAAAGUUAAGGUCUAAUUCAAUUUAGAAAAUAUAAUAUCUAGAUUAACAUCAUUUACGACUCAUAACUUCUUAAAAAGGUGGGCUCAAGAGUUACAGAGAGUUGACUGAUUCACUUUUAGGAAUUAACUAUAAAAGCUGCAUUAUAAAUGCAAUAAUAAAAUGGAAAAUAAGAUCAAUGACUAGUCAGAAUUAAGGAAACGCUACUCAAGCAUGAGCAGAGCCCUAAAAAAUUGAUUUUCUCUAUGAAUUUAUAUUGAUCAUCUAGGUAUACAAACCUUUUCUACCCUUGAUAGUUGUAGGUAUUCCUCGAUUUAAUGUAUUUCCCAAUUAGAACUAAGUAAUAUAAUAUUCUACGUAUUUAUGAUUACCUUAUAAGACUCGAUACUUAUCGGCUGACAUUAUAAUGAAGUCAGAAUUAAAAUAACUGUAGUGUGCUCA
Trichoplusia ni (cabbage looper) is the source of this 1786-nucleotide messenger RNA. RefSeq names its product putative peptidyl-prolyl cis-trans isomerase dodo (gene COMMD4). Bases 222 to 830 code for a protein of 202 amino acids. The record is from RefSeq and is a predicted model, not a curated record. Gene Ontology annotation, cellular component: cytosol; nucleus. NCBI's taxonomy places the organism in Eukaryota, Metazoa, Arthropoda, Insecta, Lepidoptera, Noctuidae. The transcript is spliced from 7 exons. Gene Ontology annotation, molecular function: protein binding; peptidyl-prolyl cis-trans isomerase activity.